UUGCCUAUGGAAUCCCUUAUCUAUUUUUAGGAAUCAAGCCAUACCUCAUUCCUCCUCCCCCUAGAAUCCAUCUCCAACACUACAUUUACCUCCUUUUCCUUAUAAGUUACAACCAUCUCUGCCCCUAGAAUCUAGCUCCAACACUACAUUUACCUCCCUUUCCCUCUUCUUACAACCUUCUCUCUCUCUCUCUUCCCUCUCUUCUCUCUCUACGAUACAAGCACAAGGGAGGCGUUGUAGUCUUGUAGAGCUCAGGACAGAUGACAAGCAGCCAUUAGUGAGGUUUUGAAGCCUUUCAUCAUUAUGAGAGCUGCUUGUGUGCUCUUCUUCAUCUGCUCAAUCAUGCUUACAUUCUUCAGUGGAUCUUGUCUCGUGGAUACUUCCAACGCCACUCUGAACAAGAAAGAACCGAAGGAAACAUCAGAGCGUUCAAGAAGCAGGAAGUUGGUCACAUAUGGAAUGUGUACAAACAGAGACAUCAGCAUCUCACAGGUCAGGGAGUCGUCAACAGGCAUUCCGCAGUACAUAGUUCAGAUUGUGAACACCUGCAUGUCUGGUUGUGCUCCCUCAAACAUACAUCUUCACUGUGGCUGGUUCGCUUCUGCCAAGAUUGUGAACCCCAGGACCUUCAAGAGAGUCUCAUAUGACGAUUGCCUUGUGAACGAGGGCCUGCCCCUUAAGAACAGCCAGAUCAUUAGGUUCACAUACUCGAACUCUUUCAUGUACCCACUUCAAUUGAAGUCUGCUAGAUUCUGCUGAAAACAAUAAGAAAAAGUUGGGUUUCUUUAGGGUUUCUGGUAAAAUUCUUCCAUCUCCAAGAUACCCACAAAGGGAAAGAGGAUACCCACAAGCCGUAUAUACUUUUUUUCUGCUUUUUGACAGGCCUACUUGUGUAAAAACGCACCUAUGUGUGCACUCUGACCACGAAUAUCAAUAUUUAUUGCUAUUGUUUGGUAUCAUAAGAAUGUUAAAAUUCUGAAUAUAUCUAAGGUCAAAAGCUGCCAUCUUGCUAACUGGACGUCUUGAAACUUGAAAGAGUAGGAAGAUUAGUUUCACUCUCAGCAGACAAGCAGGUGGCAGGCUUUGCAGAUUAUGUUGGCUGAUGAAUUAUUCUUCUAUUUCUUUUCUUCAA
Molecule: messenger RNA, 1132 nt
Organism: Nymphaea colorata (pocket water lily)
Lineage: Eukaryota; Viridiplantae; Streptophyta; Magnoliopsida; Nymphaeales; Nymphaeaceae
Product: protein TAPETUM DETERMINANT 1-like
Exons: 3
Coding region: 304-759 (151 amino acids)
Biological process (GO): cell fate determination
Source: RefSeq, a predicted model, not a curated record